Molecule: messenger RNA, 2955 nt
Organism: Magnolia sinica
Lineage: Eukaryota; Viridiplantae; Streptophyta; Magnoliopsida; Magnoliales; Magnoliaceae
Product: pollen receptor-like kinase 3
Exons: 2
Coding region: 590-2656 (688 amino acids)
Biological process (GO): protein phosphorylation
Molecular function (GO): protein kinase activity; ATP binding; protein binding
Source: RefSeq, a predicted model, not a curated record
AACAGUGGGGAAAAUGACUUCCACCGUUGAAACCUUCCCACGGCCCACAGCAAUGUUUAUUUGUAAUCCAAUCUGUUCACAAGGUCACAUAUACAAAGUAAGAAGAGAAAACUCAAAUAUCAGCUUGAUCCAAAACUUCUGUGACCCCCCACAACUUUUCAACGGUAAGCAUUCAAUUCCCACUGUUUCAUCUGGUGUGGUCCACUUGAACUUUGGAUAUACUUAAAUUUUGGUACCAUCGUCUAAAAUAAUCUUAAAAAAAGGAUGGACGGUGUGGAUAAAAUAAAUACAUAAAGGUGGGCCCCACAGAGUUUACGCAACCCGCUCCCCUUCCUACAAAAACCAAGAUUCACAUGGGCCCACAAGUUCCUCCACAUCAUCAACUGUAAAAACCGUUUUCUUCGUUGACUUAGUCAACCCCGGAAAACCUCGCUCUCUCCUUCAUUUCGAUUCUCUUCAAUCAAACCUCUCUUUUCUCUCUCUCUGACUCUCUCUCUAUCUCCCAAAAAAAACAAAAAACCCAAAAAAAAUAGAAUUUCUCCGAACAGCGGCCCGUCUCUUCCGGAGGUGUCAGAUUUCCGGCGAAGCAAUGGCCGCUGUUCCUCAUCUCCGGCCAUUUCUCUUCCUCUUCAUCCUCUCUCUCCCCUCCUUAUCCUCACCACUCUCAGAAUCCGACGCUCUCCUCGCCCUAAAAAAAUCCUUCGACAACACCACCGCCCUCGAUUCAUGGUCACCGGACUCACCGCCACCUUGCACCACCGACCAAGGCUCAAAGAAAAAAAGCUCCUGGGUCGGCGUCAUCUGCUUCAAUGGCGUCGUCGCCGGCCUCCGUCUCGGCAGCAUGGGUCUUUCCGGAAAGAUCGACGUCGACGCUCUCGCCAGCUUACCAGGCCUCCGUACGAUCGGUUUCAUAGGAAAUAAAUUCGCGGGCCCCAUUCCGGAAUUAAACCGUCUAGGCGCUCUUAAAGCCAUAUACCUGACAGAAAACCGCUUCUCAGGUGAAAUCCCUCCUGACUUUUUCUCGAGCAUGUCGUCGUUGAAAAAGGUCUGGCUCGGUGGGAAUGAAUUCACAGGCCCAAUUCCAAAUUCCAUCUCGAAGCUGAAACUCCUCAUCGAAUUACAUCUCGAGAACAAUCACUUCUCCGGUAAUAUCCCUCCAAUCUCGCUUCCGAUGUUAGCUUCCUUCGAUGUAUCAAACAACGCAUUGCAGGGGAACAUUCCCGAAGGUCUGUUGAUGUUCGACGGCAAUUCCUUUAAAGCCAACGUGGGUCUUUGUGGACCGCCGGUUGGAAAGCAGUGCUCUGACAUGAUGGUGGCAUCAACGGUCACUGUUCCGGAUUCCGGCGCCUCGAAGCCGAGCUACGCUGCGGUAGCGACUGGGCUUUUCUUGUUGAUAGCUCUGAUGGGGAUGGCGAUCGUGGCAUUGGCACGGCGUCAGGACGAUGAUUUUGAAAUGCUGGGGCGGGAUAUUGGGGGAGAUGGAGCGGUGUCGGUCAGUGUCAGGGAAUCGUCGGUCCGAAGUAAGGAAUCGGUGCGGCGGGAAUCGCACCAUGGGAGGAAGGGAAUGGGGCCUGCGGUGCCGGAUUUGACGAUGGUUAAUGAGGAUAAAGGGCAGUUUGGGUUGCCGGACUUGAUGAAGGCGGCGGCGGAGGUGCUGGGAACUGGUGGGUUGGGGUCUGCUUAUAAGGCGGUGAUGGCGAAUGGGGUGGCGGUAGUGGUGAAGAGGAUGAGGGAGAUGAAUAGGGUGGGAAGUGAUAGGUUUGAGGUUGAGAUGAGGCGGCUUGGUAGUCUCCGGCAUCAGAAUAUAUUGCCGCCGUUGGCUUUUCAUUAUAGGAAGGAGGAGAAGCUGCUGGUGUAUGAGUUUGUUCCCAAGGGCAGCUUGUUGUAUCUACUACAUGGCGAUCGCGGACCAUGCCACGCCGAGCUCGACUGGCCCACCCGCUUAAAGAUCGUCCGAGGAAUCGCCCGAGGAAUGGCCUUCCUCCACGUGGAGCUCUCAAACUCGGACAUCCCUCACGGCAAUCUCAAGUCCUGCAACAUUUUCCUCGGCCCCGAUUUCGAGCCUCUCCUCGCCGAUUAUGGCUUCUUCCCGCUGGUGGCCCCCACCGAGGCCACCAAUGCCAUGUUCGCCUACAAAUCCCCUGAAUCGCUCCAGUACCGCCACGUGUCACCCAAAUCCGACGUGUACUGCCUCGGCGUCGUCAUCCUCGAGAUCCUCACCGGCAAAUUCCCAUCCCAAUAUCUCAACCAUGGAAAAGGUGGGACCGACGUCGUGCAAUGGGUCGUAACGGCCAUAUCCGAGAAGCGGGAGUGGGAGCUGUUUGACCCUGAAAUAUCCGGACCCGGGAAAGCAGACCCGACUAUGGAGCGGCUCCUGCAUGUGGGUGCUGAAUGCGCCCAGCCCAACCCCGAGCAACGACCCGACAUGAAGGAAGCCGUACGGAGGAUCGAGGAGAUUGCAGUCGAGGCCAGUUGCAACAAGGAACGGUCUGUAGGACCCGCCCCAUCGUUGAAGGACGGAUACGCCGACAUUCCGGUGCCACAGUCCAACGCGGCGAACGUGCAGCAGCCCUCGUCGCGAUCGACGACAGAGAACAUCGGCCACCCUCCAUCGCUGCAGCGGAACGGUGAGAGCUUUGUAUUCGACAUAUCGUAACAAGGGUGCGGUGUGUGAGCGGCGAUGUGGGCGGGGACCAUAAUCGGGUCUAUCUAUGAUUCAGCCAGCUUGUUCACUAAUCGGGUCCGAAAUUUAGCCCCCCGACCCGACCCGACUGGGCUUACACUGGACUUUAAUAGGAAAUAUUUUGUAAAACCUAGUCCUGGGCCUGGCCCAUUUAUUUAUUUUGUGAAAUUCAGACCUGGGCUCGGUCCUCGGGUCCAAGCCCGGCCACGUCGGUUGCCAGCCCCUACGUCCUUGCGGUCCAACUGCAUGCAUGAAAAAAGAAAAAAAGAAAA